Molecule: messenger RNA, 1575 nt
Organism: Aspergillus alliaceus
Lineage: Eukaryota; Fungi; Ascomycota; Eurotiomycetes; Eurotiales; Aspergillaceae
Product: ribosome biogenesis TSR3 family protein
Exons: 3
Coding region: 148-1266 (372 amino acids)
Biological process (GO): maturation of SSU-rRNA
Molecular function (GO): rRNA small subunit aminocarboxypropyltransferase activity
Source: RefSeq, a predicted model, not a curated record
CUUUAGUAGUUUGGGUUGGAGCUCCACGUGUUGGCGUUUCCGUCGCCGUACUUUCUCCAUAUUCCCUCGAAUUCUCCCUCCUCGUCUUCUCGACCUUUACGACCAGGAAUCAACGAAGUAUCAUUCUUACAUUACCUACUUAUUAAUAUGGUUCGACAUAAGAAAGACAAUUUCUCCCGCGGAGGCAAGAAAUUUUCCUCCACACCCCGCCCACGCCCGGUACCCCGCGGCGAUGGCGAGUCCUCCGACAGACCUCCCUUUAAAGCAGCUUGUUGGGAUUUAGGACACUGUGAUCCGAAGCGAUGUUCGGGCAAGAGAUUAAUGCAUCUUGGUCUGAUGCGGGACCUGGCUAUUGGACAGAAAUAUCCUGGUGUGGUCGUCUCACCAAAUGCGAAGAAAAUCAUUUCCCCCGCGGACCGCGACAUCCUAGAACAAUAUGGCGCCGCAGUAGUGGAAUGUUCAUGGGUACGGUUGAAGGAAGUCCCUUUCUCACGCAUAGGGGGAAAGUGCGAAAGACUCCUACCUUAUCUCGUUGCGGCAAACACGGUCAACUACGGCCGGCCAUGGCGGCUAAACUGUGUCGAAGCCCUGGCGGCCUGUUUCUGUAUCUGCGGCCACGAAGAUUGGGCUAGAGAGGUUCUUAAGCACUUCAGCUACGGCGAGGCGUUUCUCGAUAUAAACUCGAAGCUCUUAAAGCGAUACGCCGCAUGCGCCACAGAAGAAGACGUCAAACGGACCGAGGAGGAAUGGCUGGCUAAGAUUGAGAAAGAAUACGAAGACAGUCGCGCUGAUGGUAACGGUGAUAUCUGGGCAGUGGGAAACACGAACCGGAGGAUAGAUGAUUCCGAUUCAGAUGACGAUGAUAAGGAUGAUGAUAAAGAGGGUGGCCAGGGCGAAGAAAGCAAUGAAGAAGAGGAACCAGAAGAAGAAAAAGAUCCUUUUGCCAUUUCGGAUGACUCCGAAGAAGAAGAGCAGAUGGCCGAAAUUCGCCGCAAAAUUCUCAACUCCAAGUCUUUCCAGAAUCCUACGCUUCCCGACAAACCAGAACCGGAGAAGAUCACACGUCCAGAUCCAAGACCUAUGGAAGACUCAGACGCCGAGUCCGGCUCUGCGGGUGGUAGUGACGACGAAGCGUUUGACAAUAUCAUCAAUGCAACGCCUGUGACGGAUCGGACAGGCAUCAUUGCUGCGACACGUAAAAAGGGGAACGACACUCUCAGCGCGUCAUUUUCUCGAACAGUUAUUAGUGCUCCAAGGCGGAGCUAGUUGUAUGAGCUGAUCAUAUUCCUGAUAUUUUCGUCGGGACAACCUUCUGGGAGCCGGUGGAAGCAAGAAGCAAUGGCGUAUUGAUGGAAGACAAUCCAUGUAAUGUACAGAUUCACGAUUUGCUUGUGGCCUUGGAUGCUACCAUGCUUAAGAUUUCAAACGUAUGAAGUUGACGAAAUAAAAUUCAUAUAGAAUUUGAAACGUUUUUUUACGAAUUUUUCAUUUUUUCUUUUUGAAUUCCUAGGGCAACGUGCUUGCUUACCUUAAUAGGAAGUUGGGGCUGUCCUGACACCUGACCAACAGUUCCCA